Messenger RNA from Nerophis ophidion (straightnose pipefish), 532 nucleotides. RefSeq names its product ribosomal protein L36A (gene rpl36a). The record is from RefSeq and is a predicted model, not a curated record. Gene Ontology annotation, biological process: translation. NCBI's taxonomy places the organism in Eukaryota, Metazoa, Chordata, Actinopteri, Syngnathiformes, Syngnathidae. Gene Ontology annotation, cellular component: cytosolic large ribosomal subunit; ribosome. Bases 63 to 383 code for a protein of 106 amino acids. The transcript has 5 exons. Gene Ontology annotation, molecular function: structural constituent of ribosome.
GCACUUUAAAGAAGUGUUUCCGGGUCUGGACUUCCUCUUUUUGGCUGCAUCGGGUCGCCAACAUGGUGAACGUCCCGAAGACGCGCAGGACUUACUGCAAAAAGUGCAAAAAGCACCAACCCCACAAGGUUACCCAGUACAAGAAGGGAAAGGAUUCCCUCUAUGCACAGGGUAAGAGAAGAUACGACCGCAAGCAGAGCGGCUACGGCGGCCAAACUAAGCCCAUCUUCCGUAAAAAGGCUAAAACAACCAAGAAGAUCGUGUUGAGGCUUGAGUGCGUGGAGCCCAACUGCAGAUCAAAGAGAAUGCUGGCCAUCAAAAGAUGCAAGCACUUUGAGUUGGGUGGUGACAAGAAGAGAAAGGGCCAGGUCAUCCAGUUCUAAGCUGUGGUUCUUCGUCGUUUUCAAUAAACGUGUUCAAGUUACAAUACAAUGUCUCUUCACUGAUACACCUGCAAAGAAAACCACUCUUUGGUAAUCUUAAUAACCCAAUGUGUACGCUUAUGUGAAAUAAAAAGUACCUACGGACUAUA